Messenger RNA from Nicotiana tabacum (common tobacco), 1601 nucleotides. Its product is annotated as mitochondrial import inner membrane translocase subunit TIM44-2-like. Gene Ontology annotation, biological process: protein import into mitochondrial matrix. NCBI's taxonomy places the organism in Eukaryota, Viridiplantae, Streptophyta, Magnoliopsida, Solanales, Solanaceae. Gene Ontology annotation, cellular component: mitochondrial inner membrane. The record is from RefSeq and is a predicted model, not a curated record. Gene Ontology annotation, molecular function: protein-folding chaperone binding.
CAUUAACCCUAAAAGCAAUCUUUGACAUUCUUCCUCUGUCAGAAUUAUUAUUAUUAUUAGGAAGAAACAAAAGGUUCCAAUGGCUAGCAGAAAGCUCGUACGAGAUUGGUUUGUCUAUAAAAAUCCUUCUUUCCGGCGAAUAUUAGUUCCACCACAACAGGUGGUGAGGUUGAUUGGAGCAGAGAGGUAUGUGGGUAUUCGUCCUUAUACUGUAUUCAAUGAGUUCUCCAAACAGGUUAGAGGCGAAGUCUACAGAAAUCAAGAAUUCCAACGGUCUGUCAAGCAACUGAAGGAGAAAGCUGAGGAGUUGAAAGGGGUGAAAGAAGAUUUUAAAACAAGAAUGAAGCAGACAACGGGGACGCUUUACAAACAUGUGGAUGGUGUUUGGAUGGAGGCUGAAGCUACGACAAAAAAGGUCAAAGAUAGCUUUGGAGUGGGGAAGCAAGAAGCUCGGGGAUCAAGCGGUCACUAUGACACUUCUAGUCCAAAUAUCAAAGAGAGUAGUGAGUCUGCAUCUGCAAAAAAUCAACAUGAGCAACAAUCUGGUUCCAGUGAUAGUGCGGAAACAGUUUUUAGCAAGGUUAAAUCUGCUGCUUCAUCGAAAGUCUCGCCGUUCUUUCAGAAAAUAAAAGAAGCAAAACCUGUUGGAUUUACAAAGAAGGGCUACGACAUAAUAUUGGACGAGUUGAAAGGUACUCCUCGUGGUACGAGAAAGCACCUCGAGUAUUCUGCGCCCAUACAAGAAACUUCAUCAAACUUUGAGAGGAGUACAAGAACUGAUGUUGUUGUCUUACCAUCAAAGCAAUCAAAAUGGAAUAAGGAAUGGGAAACCUUCAAGGAAAAAAUGCAGGGUCACCCUCUUUCCAAGAGCUUCACUCUGAUUCUCAACAUUAUAGAAGAUAUUCGUGAGAGAAUUGAAACGAGUGAUAAUCCCGUUGUUCACAAACUCCAAGAUAUGUGUGCUAAUAUGGAUGGAGAAUCUUCAGCUGCAAUGUCAAUUAAAGAGAUUUACAGCAGAGAUCCGUCAUUCUCUUUGCCUGUAUUUGUUGAUGAGGUUCAAGAAAUGAUUCGACCAGUUCUUAACGCUUUCUUCAAAGGAGAUACAGAGGUGUUAAAGAAAUAUUGCAGCAAAGAGGAAAUUGAGCGGUGUAAAGCAGAGCAUCAAGCUUUUGAUAGCCAGGGUAUCAUUUUCGACAACAAGAUUUUACAUGUUUCGGAUAUUGAAGUGCGGGAGAAAAAAAUGAUGGGAGACAGUCCCUUAAUAAUUUUGGGGUUCAAGACGCAGAAGGUUUACUGCAUACGUGAUAAACUUGGUUCAAUUAAAGAAGGGGGAAAGGAUACAAUACACACUGUACACUAUGCUUGGGCUAUGCAACUAGGGGAAGACCGUGUAUGGAGGCUUAGAGAGAUGCAGCAAUUUGGUGUUGCAGCCCUUAUCUGAUCAAAACUUUUGUUUCAUCAAAGGACCGGAUAAUGUUGCUCCCCACGCCAAUGUUCAUGUUCUGGCACUGAUUUGUACAGAAUUUCUUAUUGCAAUAAAUAUAGAAGCAUAUACAUUACAAUUAUUAUACCUUUUUGUAAUUAAACAUUUUUAAAUUAAA